Penicillium longicatenatum is the source of this 1680-nucleotide messenger RNA. RefSeq lists its product as uncharacterized. The coding region runs from base 1 to 1680 and encodes 559 amino acids. Gene Ontology annotation, biological process: protein targeting to membrane; peptidyl-L-cysteine S-palmitoylation. The transcript has 2 exons. The record is from RefSeq and is a predicted model, not a curated record. Gene Ontology annotation, cellular component: endoplasmic reticulum; Golgi apparatus. Lineage: Eukaryota; Fungi; Ascomycota; Eurotiomycetes; Eurotiales; Aspergillaceae. Gene Ontology annotation, molecular function: protein-cysteine S-palmitoyltransferase activity.
AUGGCCACCCUGGCCUCGUCCCCUCCGACCUCGCCUUCAUGGCCGAAACGGCGCUCCCGAGCUUGGAUGCUCCGCUGUGAGCGAUACUGCUGUGCAGCUGCCAGCUGCUUCCCACUUGCAUUUGUAUAUGGAAUUACGACCUGGGCGGUUUAUGUGGAGGCUAGUCUUGGGUUCAAGGGUUCGCAGAGUAAAUGGAUUGGUUUACCGAGUAGUUUCCUCGGGCUUCUCUUAUACAUCGCUCUCAACUCGUCGUAUACGAUUGCCGUCUUCACCGAUCCUGGGUCUCCCUUAUCAACACGCCGAGGGAAUGAUCGACACAAUUACAGUGCGCUACCUGUCACCGAAUCUGUAUACCCCGAGUUCACGUCAUAUACUGUCAGUUCUACGGGAGGAUCGCGAUACUGCAAGAAAUGCCAGUGUCCUAAACCUGACCGCGCACAUCAUUGCUCAACAUGCAAGCGGUGUGUGCUCAAGAUGGACCACCACUGUCCCUGGCUAGCAACCUGCGUCGGUCUACACAAUUACAAAGCGUUUCUCCUUUUUCUCAUCUACACCUCGCUGUUCUGCUGGGUGUGUUUCGGUGUGGCGGGCACGUGGACCUGGCAGGAAGUCCUCAACGAUACAGUGUACAUGGACAACUUCCUGCCAGUCAACGUGGUUCUACUAGCCAUUCUGGGUGGAAUAAUCGGUCUGGUGUUGACUGGAUUUACCGCGUGGCAUAUUAGUCUCGCAGUGCGCGGGACUACUACUAUUGAAUGUUUGGAGAAGACGCGAUAUGUCUCACCGCUGCGCAAAGCAUUGGAGCGACAGCGAUUCGACAAUGAGUCUGGACCCGGCGGCUUCAAUGGUGAUGCGUCCCAGGAAAGCCUCGCUCACCGGCUUCAGGGAUACGGAAACCAGAUCAUUGACGCUCACGCCAAUGCCAUUCCGGGUGUGACCCGUGCGGAGGAGGGCGAAGAGCGUCUCUCACCCGCGCCCUAUGCUCCAGGCCAGGGACCGAACUUCCAUCAUGCAGACCUUCAAAACAACCCCAACAACCUCUCUCCAGCUCAACAAGCCCUCUCCCGCUCAUACGCGGACAUGGAGCGUCAGCGCGAACACGACCGGUAUCAACAAUAUCUCAACGAAGAGGACAGUGAGAAGACCCCUAGUGCAUUCGACCACGGCUGGCGCCGAAACCUAUUACACCUCUUCGGUGACCGUCCCCUCCUCUGGCCCAUUCCCGUCUGCACAACCACCGGCGACGGCUGGCGCUGGGAACCUAGUCCCCGUUUCCUCGAAGCCCGCGAACGCCUCCGUCUCCGCCGAGCACAGGAAGCGUAUGACGAACAGCAGUAUUACCGCGAUCUAUACCAACGAAACAUGGAUAAUAGCCACGCCUGGAUUGGCGGAGCUGGCGCUGGCGCUGGCACCGGCAAUUUGAAUGCCAACGGUACUGGCACCAGCAUGUCCCCAGCCCAACCUAGCUGGAUCGCCAACCGUAAUCGCCAAGAGACACACGAGCGUCCACCAACCAGCGUCUCGAUGCAAACUCUCGCGCCCGCAUCCCCUCGCCCUCGGCCGGGCGAUAGCGACUUCGAAGAUGAGCCGGAUGUCGAGAGCAAUGGACUUUUAGAUCCGGAGGCUGCGGCUCAUCCUGCGCGUCCGCGAGAUACGGAUGAGUGGCGUGACUGGGAAUGA